GAUCAUAGAGGAAAGAACAACCAUCUGUUCGAUCAUUUAUUUAACUGUUGUAAUGGUGAUAAUCGGUGGUGUGAAUUAUGUUCGUGCCAGAGUUGUUCGCUCUGUGAUUGACAAUCCAGAUGAUGUUUCUAUCAAGCUGUAUAAUUUAAUUGGUUAUGAAGGAGAGGAGAUUGCAUUUGUAUGGUCAAAUAGGUACGUAAGGAUAAUAGGAUAUAGUGAAAGCAACCUUACCUGGUUUGGGGAACGUAUACCCCGGCCAUGCGGAUUUUUUGGAAUGGGCAUCGAGGAAAUAAAACUUGACGAUAAACGAGGUAUCCUUUAUGUCAAGUUAUCAAAACAAGCGACUCACAAAAUUGACUUCACAAGACCCGUUGUAUUUGUUCAAGAACUACUAGACAAGCUAAGCCCAUCAUCAAGUGGCGGCAGAAAAGAUUCAUCACAAAGCAAUUACAGAAAGGGCGGUGGUGGCGGCAGCACAGCACAAAAGCGCAUAAAUCCCCUCAGAUAUGGUGGCGUAAAUGCGGCAGAGCUUGAAUGGCAGGAAGAUGACGAAUUUUCAUGGCGGGUUGUGGAGAAGCUGAAAAUGGGCUUGAAGAUUGUUCUAGUCGUUAUUGUGAGUCUUGGUUUAUUUAGACUGAUUGAAAUACAAAAAAGCAUCAAUCAGUAAUUUAAUCAAAAUCCUCAGAUCUUAAUAUAGCAAGCAUAUAAUUAAAGAAGUAAAGUAUAUAUUAUGUUUCGUUUUUUGUUUUUAUCCUCUAAAAUGUGAAUAAUUGUACUAUACGAAGUACUACCCUGUUUCAUUAACAUUGAGACAUGAGGAAGUAGUGCGUUUGUUAAGAAAAGUCAGAUUAUGUGAUUGAUAUUGAACUGUUAAAGUAAGAACAAAGUAAGAAUGAUGUUGUUGUCC
This is a messenger RNA of Cuscuta europaea, 907 nucleotides long. NCBI's taxonomy places the organism in Eukaryota, Viridiplantae, Streptophyta, Magnoliopsida, Solanales, Convolvulaceae. The record is from the annotation of a GenBank genome assembly.